UCGUGAGGUCGAGUGGGCCGCAUCCACACAUCAUCGCCACACCUUUCAUCUUCAACGUCGUCUUGCUCGUUGGAUCGAUGCCUUUGCGCAUCCCAUCAGGCACCGAUGUCCAGCCUGCGCCCAUUCAGAUAGCCUCGCGCUCAUCGCCAUCUGUAUCCGCAACGACAACGUGCGCCCUCUGUCACUCGCGCCCUUCCAAGUACACCUGCCCAACAUGCAACUCGCCCUACUGCUCCUUAGCAUGUUACAAGGAUGAGGCAAAGCAUCGAGCUUGUGUGCAGGCUUUUGGUCAGAGGGAAGAAGACGAGAUCAGAAGCGUCAGCGCCAAGGAGAAGGCGAGGGAUGAUGAAGAUGAGGACAGUGGAGUGACGUCGGAGCAGCAACAGGAGAGGAGGAAGGUGCUCGAUCUACUGCGCAAGUGGCAGCUGGGCGGAGAUCAGACGAUGUCCGACUUGCCACAGGGCUAUCAAGAGGGCAGUGGCAAUGAUGAUGAUGACGCCUCAAUCGCAUCAUCAGAUCCUUCCAUCGAUGCCAGUCAGCUCCCUGAAAACGACGAGGCUCUUCUCGCUAUGCUCACAGAUGAGCAGCGCGCCAUCUUCUUCGACGCUAUUGAUGUAUCACAAGGAAAGCAGCGAUCUCAAGGCCAAGCGCAAGCUGGCAGCGAUCGAGCCAAGAAGCUUUGGGACAGGAUCGUCGAAGAUGAGCGUCGCCGCAACCAAAGGCGAGAAGCAGCGGAGGUCGAAGAUAGCUUGACCCCUUUGCACACGCGACAUAAGGCGGCGAACCUCUGGUGGCUGCUCCAGGAUGUCGCACGACAGCCGGAUAGUGCUGACUUCUCUGGCAAGGUAGCUGCGCUGGACUCCGCCCAGAAGCGGCCAACAACAUCAACCGCAGGCUUAGGGUUGGCCUGGAAUUGCGCAUGCCUCCUACUGGCAUACACCUACACCUUGCUGCACCUUGAUAUCCCUUCCUUCACAUCCCUCAUCGAAGGCGACGGCGGUGCAAGCUAUGAGCACCUCGCAUCGCACUCGCUGCGGCUUCUCCAGCGUCUCGCACCGUUUGUUCUGCCCAUGAAGACGGACUCUUCCGAAAGCAGGCUGCUCAUCGACUCUCCUUCAGCAGCAUCCGCCUAUCUGCUCUCGAAGUUAGGAGAUACCGAUCGCUCCCAGCGACCCAGUGCGCUGAUACUGGAGCUUUGGACUAGAGCCGCUAGCCUGUGGAUCAGCUCUAAAGCCGUGCUCGUCAGCGACGCCGCUAGACUGCCCCGCAGCUCCAAGACAAGCGUAGCCCUGGGUGACAUUUGGACUCUCUGUCAGUGGGGCAUAGCAAACAAGCAUCUACUGCCUGCAGGAGUUAGCAAGAAGACGCUGCAGAUGGCCUCGCACAAGCUCGUCUUUCUUGCGGCGCAAGUGGGCCGCUUGGCUCAGACGCCGGCAACAGGCGGACAGGGCAGCGCUACCGUCCAGCAGCAGCUUGUCCUUGGCAAGGAUCUCGAAUCUCUCCUGCCGUCGAGAGAUGGGCAGUCCAGUAUCGCAGCCCUUUCCUCUGCUCACAACAGCGCAGACGAGGAUCAGGUCGUCGUGAGGACGAAAAGGAGACGCGAAGCCAAGACGAUGGCAGACGAAAUCCUGGCUCUCCGCCAGGAGGUGAUGGCGCUCGAGGACGAAGAACGGCAGCAGGCUGCUUGGCGACUCAUGAGCGGUGACGUAACACCGUCCAUUGUGAAGCCGGAGAACCGCGUGAAUGUAUCGAAGGAGGAUACCACGAGGUCGCAGAGACCAGCCAUUGAGGUCGUGGAGCAGGAUGGGGAUCAUGAGGGUUCAGCUGCACCGGCUGCACCAGCAUCAACAGACGUGCCAUUCGCUGACCAAGGGCGCGAUCUGCAUCUCCAAGCUGCUAACACGGGCACUGUCGAAGAAGCCGAUUCUCGUGCUUCUCGACAUCCAGCGGCUGCUUCGUCAACGUCACCGCAAGCGCCUGCAAAGGCGAGCUUCGCCAGUCUCCGCAAGGCGAGAGCAGAGCGAUCGGCUGCAGUGCGUCUUACACCUAGCGAGGCGGCGGAUUGAGUCAACGAGGGGAGGGAAGCAGCCCAAAUGUGAUCCGAGUACGAGAAUGUAAGCAAUCUGUAAUACAAAGCAAGUGAGAUCGACCA
Messenger RNA from Jaminaea rosea, 2152 nucleotides. RefSeq lists its product as hypothetical. Bases 78 to 2066 code for a protein of 662 amino acids. The transcript has a single exon. Lineage: Eukaryota; Fungi; Basidiomycota; Exobasidiomycetes; Microstromatales. The record is from RefSeq and is a predicted model, not a curated record.